Messenger RNA from Podarcis lilfordi (Lilford's wall lizard), 9198 nucleotides. Lineage: Eukaryota; Metazoa; Chordata; Lepidosauria; Squamata; Lacertidae. The record is from the annotation of a GenBank genome assembly.
GACUUCAAUGCACGCGGACCAAUCGCUGGGUCCGUUGUGCGGCGCACGCUGAGCGCGAAGGAGGAAAGCGGCCGUUGGCCGUUGGAGGCGGGCGCGAAGGCGACGCGUGAUUUGAACAAAGUGGCGGCAGAGCUGAGCGAGUCGGGCGGCCGCUCGCGGGGCGUGAGUUGAGUCGCAGCCCCGCUCCGAGAACAAGGCGACCUGGACACGGACCCUUGUUCGCUGCCGAGAGACAGGCUCGGGUUUGCAGCUGCCGCGUCCCUUGGUAUGGGGGGGGAGGGAGGGGACUCGUCUGACGGAGGAGGGGGGGAAGUGUCUGCUGGUGUUCUCUCUAUCGUUAUAUAAAUAUGGAGAGAGAGAGAGAGAGAGAGAGAGAGAGAGAGUGUGUGUACAUGCGUAUGUGUGUGUAGACACACACACAUAAUGGUGUGUAUAGAUAGUGAGUGGAUAUUAUGUGUUUGUGUAUGUGUGUACGUAUAUGUAGUGUAUGUAUAUAUGUAGUGUGUGUGUGUGUAUAUAUAGUGUGUGGAUCUAUACAAUAUAGUAUAUCUGUGUAUGUAUAUUAUGUAGUGUAUGUGUAUAUAUAGUGUGUGGCUAUGUAUAGUAUAUAUGUGUUUGUGAGUGGUGUAUAUAUAUGGGGUGGGUGGGUGUGCGUACACACACACUUAUGCGCACACACACACACAGAAUUCAGUUCUUGCCAGGCAAAGUAGAAACAUUUUUUUUAAAAAAAGAGAAUGCUCCUGAUUUUUUUCCUGUUAAAUAGUCUACCUCCAUACUUAGGGGGUUGGGGAGCCCCUUACGAUCCCUGCUUAGAAUCAUAGAGUUGUAGAUUUGGAAGGGACUCCAAUGAUUAAAAACUUAUUAGAGAGACAUCGUCAUUAAUGAUGGUGAGGGUCUCAUUUUCAGGAAGAUUCUUGAAAGAAAGAAAAAAAGCAAGUGGCCGGUCAGAAAGCUUUUUAUUUACUCCGCCAACUGGAUUUCAAAGAAUCAUAGAAUUGUAGGGUUGAAAGGGACCUCAAAUGUAAUCUAGUCCAACCCCGUGUAGUGCUGGAAUAUUUUAGCCCAACGUGGAGCCUGAACCCACAGCCCUGAGAUUCAGAAUCUCAUGCUCUACCGACUGAGCUAUCCUUGUUCAAAAUUGUAACAGCCACUUAGUUGCUGAGGGUGAACAGUUUCAGCUCUUCUUACAUAUGGUUUGAUUUUGCUACUGGAUUUCUUCCCCUGGAAAGCUUCUUUGACCCCACGCCCCUUUUUUAAAAUGGCAAAGCUGGCAACACCUGGAUGGAGUUGUGCAGCUUGUCUUGUGUGAGGGGAGGGAUUUACACUUCCCUUGAAGGUGAGCUGUAGUUGAAGGGAGCAUCUGCUCCCAAACAUUGCCAAUGGCAGUGCAAGGAGCAUCAGUGGCCAAGCUAGUUUGCCUGUUAGGAUCAUAUUCCUGGGGAAACUUGACCUAGUAAAUGAUGCUCUGACUCCUUCCAAGCUGAAUUAUUAGCACUGUAAGUAAGGUAACUUUUAAAGAUGGUUUGGAAACUUUUGGCAAAGGAGGCUGCAUAUUGCAGCAAUUCUGUACUGGUAACAUAUUUUGGGUUUGGGAUUUGUCUAUGCAAAGGGUUGCCUGUUCAUACCAAACCUUAUAACAGAAAAUCAGGCCCUGCAGUCUCACCCAUCACUAAGAGGCAAUUAACAAGAGCAAGGCUUUCUUGGCAAUUGAUGAAACGCACUCGCACUAAAAAUUUAUUUGGCUCCAUCAUUAUUUAGUAUUUAAAGUAUUAAGUCGUAUUCAUUUUGAAGGGUUAUGUGUGUGUUAGGAUUACCGUAAUUUUCGCUCCAAAACAUGCACUUUUUUGCUCCUAGAAAGUAAGGGAAAAUGCCUGUGCGUGUUACGGAGCGAAUGCACUCGACCGGAGCCAUGGCUGCCGUCAGUCAAGUAAAGCGGGAGCCGCUUGCAGGGCUUUGCACGGCUCUAGCUUUGCUUGCUUUACAGCCAGGAGGAGGGGGAGGAGCUGAGGAGGAAGGAGGGAAGGAGAGCCAUGGCAGCAAAGCGGGCAGCAGCUGCUUACACGGGAGGAGGGACAGACGGGAGCCAUAGCGAGCCGGAAAAAGCACCGCGUAGCCAGCAACAGCUGCUGCAGCCUCAGCUAGCAAAGGUCCAUGCGCUCUCUAAAUGGAGCAAUGAGGCUGCAGAGGGACGGCAGGGCACAGGAGGGCUCUGAGCCACGAGCGCAGUGAAAACCAGUAAAAAAGUUUUUUAAAAGGCUGCUGGGGACAGGAGGGCAUGGGAUGAGGGAGAGGGGGAAAUUACGAUUCCCCCAGUGUCUCAGCUGAUCCGCUGAGCAGGACUUGGGUUGCAGGGGAUUCGCCAUUAGCUGCGUAAAGCAGCAAAGAGGGAGAGAAGGAGAAAAGCGGGAGAAUAAAGGAGCUGCUUACACUGCUGUAAGUGGUUGCUGUCCGGUUGGCUCCUUUAAAGCAACAGUGCUCUUUCCCUCCCCCCUCCCUGCUCAGCUUGCCGAAAAGCUCCUUUUCCACACACCCCACACGAGCUCCUUCUCCCCUUAAACCCCUCUCCUGCAUCAUUAGCAGCAUCCUUCUCUACACACCCCAUGCGUGUUCCUUCUCCCCUUAAAUCCCUCUCCUGCAUCAUUAGCAGCAUCCUUCUCCACCCACCCCACACGUGUUCCUUCUCCCCUUAAACCCCUCACCUGCAUCAUUAGCAGCAUCCUUCUCUACACACCCCAUGCGUGUUCCUUCUCCCCUUAAACCCCUCUCCUGCAUUAUUAGCAGCAUCCUUCUCUACACACCCCAUGCGUGUUCCUUCUCCCCUUAGACCCCUCGCCUGCAUUAUUAGCAGCAUCCUUCUCCACACACCCCAUGCGUGUUCCUUCUCCCCUUAGACCCCCUCGCCUGCAUUAUUAGCCACAUCCUUCUCCACACACCCACGCGUGUUCCUUUUCCCCUUAGACCCCUCGCCUGCAUUAUUAGCCGCAUCCUUCUCCACGCAUCCCAUGCGUGUUCCUUCUCCCCUUAAACCCCUCUUCUGCAUUAUUAGCAGCAUCCUUCUCCACACACCCCACACGUGUUCCUUCUCCCCUUAAACCCCUCUUCUGCAUUAUUAGCAGCAUCCUUCUCCACACACCCCACGCGUGCUCCUUGUCCCUUGAAUGCUUUUCCUUCCUUCCCCACUUAAAACAUGGUUACAAAGCACGGAUCCACAUGGAUCCUCAGGAUUUUUGCACUGGGUCACCCCAAGUUCACCAUCAGAUCACAUAGCAUAUCCAUGGCUACAGCCUGCACCAAAAAACACACACGCACCCACUGUUUCAUGGGGCUGCAAUGGCGCAAAAACGUGGUUACAAAGCAUGGAUCCACAUGGAUCCUCAGGAUUUUUGCAUUGGGCUACCCCAAACUCACCGUCAGAUCAUGUCUGUGGCCACAGCAUGAACCACAAAAAUCAUACAUCCACUGUUUCGUUUAGAAUAUUUUUUUCUUGUUUUCCUCCUCUAAAAACUAUGUGCGUGUUAUGGUCAGGUGUGUGUUAUAGAGCGAAAAAUACGGUAAUUUUAUAUGUUCUGUCAUGUUGAGAAUUACAUAGGGUCUUGUGAGAGCUUUUAUGGCUAAUGAUAGCAUUCAGUUGUAAACAGCCCAACACUUAUUCUGAUACCUAGAUUUUUGCCCUUUAAAAUCUAAAUGACUUGGAUACGUGGGAUUUUUCAAUAAGCAAUUAUUUUACGUUUGCCCAGGAAAUCAGCAAGCCUGUCUGUCUACCUGGAGAAACUUCUGAGUGAUUAUACUGUAAUCUAUUUUUAGAAUCAUGGCCCAGGAAAAAGGUGAUGAUGAACUGGCAAAACUUGCAGAACACAUGAAGGAAUUAUGGACUAAGUUCAAAACCACUUGUAGCAAUGAGAAGAUUGACCAGACGCUGAGGCUGAGUGAUUUAUGCAUGGAGUCUUUAUGCAAGCUUUCAGGUACAAUUUUAUAUGGGUUAUUGCUAUUAAAUUAUUGGUAAUUGACACUUCCUGCCACGGAGGCAAAGGUGCUCUACACAGAAACCGUUUCCUAUUUGCAAGGGAUGCUAAACUGCAAUUCUGAGCAAGUGGUGUUCCUUUAAAACAUUUGUGGAAUGCAGGACACACCUUAGUAGCAAUCCCCUUCCAUGGCUGAGAAGCUGUUGGGAGGGAGGCUGGUGGGAGAGAAAGAAAAGCCAAAUUGGGUCCCAUGUCAUCCCAUUUCCUGCACUUGUCUCUCAGCAAUGUUGGGUUGGGAAGGCAUAUCUGGGUAUAAAUAAAAUUUUGUGAGGGCCAAGACUUUCAGCAUAGCUUAUCAGCAAAAGUUAUUUAAAUCUGUUUUGUAUACAUUGUUUAUAAACCAGCACAAAUGUUUCAGGAGUGGGCUGGCAGAUAACUGUUUGUUUUGUUUUUAAUUACAGAUAAAUGGUCGAACAGAUUAAUAGAUGGGGACAAGAUGAUCACUAAAUUUCAUGAGUACACAGAUGGUAGAGUAUGAGUUCAUUAAAUAUUUUUGCAUGAGUACAUACCUUCUUGUCUCCCCUUUUCUGCAACCCCCACCCUGUACACUAACUAACUUGAUGCCACCCUUUUCACCUUCUGCCCAAUAAUGAAGCAAAUAGCCUCUCCUAUUCUGAAGUCACUGUCAUACUCCUGCUUUCACUUCGCAAUCAUGGCCAUGCUGCCCACUCCCUCCUUUUUUGCGAACUCCCUUUGCACUCCCCCAUUUUCAUCUUCACCUCCCUUUCCCUUCCUCCUUUUUCUCAACUCUUGCUUGCACUGAGACUGCCCCCAUUUCUAUGCCUCUUCCUCCCUCCAAUUCUGUAGCCCUCUUACUUUUGCAGACAUAUCUUACUGUAUCUUUCAGGUGUAUAGAAAUCUUAGAGUGAGCCUGUCACUUAGCUUGUUUAGUUAGAGACGGUUAAUUAAUGGAUGUUGAAAAUAUCCGAGUGCUUGCUUGUUAAUAAAAUACCUGUUCUAAAUGGCUACAUGGAAUCUGGAACUUAAUGUAGAAGACAACACAUAGUACUAGGAGUCAAACAACAUUAGAAGCAGCUAAGGAAUGGAAGAUGGAGAGGUUUGAGUAGAGCAGGGAUAAAGCAACACUAAGGGGGGACAGGGAGUGGCAGUUUUGAACCAUGGCUGAGGUUUGAGUAGAGCGAGUGAAGGUGGGGGAUAUGGGAAAAAUUUGGUGGUUGAAAACAAGGUUUGAAUAUAGUGAGAAGGGAGUUGAGAAAUGCUUUGUUGUGUUAGCUUAUAGAUAUUGGCUUCCAGAGCUGGCCCAGCCAUUAAGCAGGGUGAGCCCACGGCCUCAGGUGGCACUCUUGCAGGUACCCUACCUUGCCCCUCUGCCAACAGCAGAGAAGCACUGCCAGCAGCACCUCAGUGAGAUAUUGUCUGAAAAAAGCACUGUCGCUUCUCUGCCAUGGCAAAUACAGCAGGGCAUGCAGUGUGACAGCAGGGCAGGGUGCCACUUCCCGUUUUGCCUUAAGCGGCAAAAUAGGAUGUGCUGCCUCUGUUUCUAAAAUCUAAAAUGUCAAACUGUUGUUCUGUUACUAAAGAUUAAUCAGCAGACUUUGCAUUUAUGGGAUAAGAGGACAGGUCCUUGUCUGGAUUAGAAACUUGUUAAUGAACAUGAAGCUGAUUAUAGGAGUAAGUGGACAGUUCUCACAAUGGUAGGAUAUAAGAGGUGGGGCAUGCCAAUUAUUAAUAUUGGUAGCAAUGCUUUUCAACUUGUUUGUAAAUUAUCAGGAAUAUGGGGUGAGCAGUGAGCAAAGUUUUCCAAGUUCUCCCUGUUGCAUGUAGAAGCCUGUCAGAAGAACAAAUCCAUUGAGGAAAAACAAGAGAAAUUAUCCGAAGUACUUGCUGACCUUAAGGAUGGCAGAAAGGAAGAGGCAGACUUGAUGGCUACUAUUCAAGAGCUCAGAGAAGAAUUGAUCAUAAAAAGUAAAAGUAAGUCACAAUCAAAAUGGUGAUAAAGAAUUCUAGUUCUGGAGAGAUUGGAAAAUGCCAUACUAUUUGAGAAAUGUGUGACAAAGGGCCACAUCACAUUAGUUUAACUCCAUGACCAUGAUUUCCCCAUAGUGAAAUGUGUACUAAAAAGUAUGAUGUAUUUGCCUGUGAUUUAUAAAAAUCUGGCAGCUUAUGCAAGUGUCACUUCUGAAUAAAUGCAUUAAAAUAUGACACUUUUAGGAGCUUUAUAAGUGUGUUACAUUUAGGGCAAUAGAAAGGACUAUGACUGCAAUCCUUGGCAUACUUUUGAGUAGAUAUACAUAGGAUUAUAUAGUAAGGCUUGCUUUCUAACUUGGGAAGCAAAAUGACCCAUCAAAAUACCUUAAUAUAUAUAAAAAAAAAACAUUGGUGGGAAAGAUGUAUUCAUAUUAAAGUAUUCAGUUGAGUAGGAACACACCACAUCAAGAAAAUGAAAUUUUGAUGGGGCAGGUGGCUCAUUAAAUAGUAUGGUGUUUUUUUAAAAAAAGCAUGUAUUAACUCCUCAUUUGUAGAAUUCAGGCGAGGCAGCAAACAAGAGAGGCCAAGAUUUGAUAGGUUUAUCAAAUGGUUUUUUAAAAAAUACAACUUUAGGUUAAUGGCAUGGAUGAAAAAAAAACACUGUGUCUUAUUUUGUUUAAAUCUCAGUUAAAAGCAAGCCCCCAGAAGAAUUCAUGGAAAGACUUCAUAAGUCUGAAAAACUAUUUAAAGAGCGGCUUGGGUUAGAAAUACGCAAAACUGGUGGUAAGACUGAUGUGUUCAUUUCUAUAAUUUCAGGGUGUGACUAGUAUUGUUUUGCUGUAGCAGAAUUAAUCCAUUAACUGCCCAAUAAAAAGUGCAACAAGUGUGAACUUGAAUAGAAACAGUUUCCCAUGCAAGUGUGCCCUGACACCUGUACAAAAGGCUGCUGUAAAGGAGAAAGGCAUUGCAUCCAGCAUAUGCUCGUGUCCUGAAAGUGCAUUGUCUAAUGGAUAAUUGGUGCUGAUAGUUCCGGUCCUUUCUGGGUCCUAUAUAGAUGAGUGAGAAGCAGCCGCCACAACUGUUCAGUGCUGUCAGUAAUCUCAUUUUACAGGGGCAGCAGGGAAAAGAGGAUUUUGCAAUCAUGGCAACAAACAGGUUGCUUUUUUGUUCACAAACCAACUUUUCGAGAUGGAACACCCUAGCAUUACAUCAUGUAUGAUUACGCUAUCAGUUUUCUAAGUACCUAAACCAAAAUGAUGCAUGCUUCUUUGGGGGGGGGCGGGUUCAUGUUGCCUAUCCAAUCAAUUAUCACAAUCUUGGAUUGUUUUACUUGCGUACUUCCAUAAGGAAGAGACCAAAAAUUGGGGUUAUUGUACACACUCUCUCUUCCCUUCCAAAUGCACUUUUGAUUGAGCAAUAUACUGUGCUAGGUAUAUGGAAAACGGGUAGGAUGGUGGCAUUAUAUAGAUGAUAAUGAAGUAAGUCAUCAGUUAGGGUGAUAUCAGUCAUCCGAAUAAGAAUCCUAUUCACUGAAGGGGCACAUGAUCUAAUGAGGCCUCUGCUCAUGGAAAGGGCUGGAAAUGAUUUUUACUAGUUUCCCCUGCAGCCUCCACAACCAACUCUCAUGUGGUUUGAGGCUCCCUCUCACUUGGAGUGGGGGGGAUUGAUGAAACUUGCCUUUCCUCAUUCUGUGAACAGGAGCAUCCCAUGAGCAGAACUCCAUCCAUGGAUCUCUGAAUCCAGCCACUCUAAUCUUCAGAGCGUAAUUUGAACAAAAUAGGAUGGCUGGUGCUAUCUAGACUGAGCAGAUACAUUUCUAUGUAAUGUGAAUCCUUUAACUUGGUAAAAAUACAGCAGCAGUUUAAGACUUAGUAAAAUGUUGCAGGGACAUGAAACGCACGCAAAUGAAUGUUACCUGACACACUUAACGAAAUAUUGUUUUUGCCUUUAGCAAGUCAUUUGCAGUUUAUAUUCCGUUGUGUUGACCACAAAGAUCUUGAGAAACCAUACAUGCUUACCCUUACCAUAAAUGAAGAGGGAGCUUAUGAAGGUAUGUAUAAAGUUUAUGGAUACUGUUGCAUUUCAUAGUGGAACUGUUUUCUAUAAAUCUAAUCUCAGAUCAUCAUUCUCUCUCCACACACUGUAAAAAGGCAUUAGCGUUUAGAUUCCGCUUUAAAAAAAAUCACCUAAUCUUUAGAUUCUGCUUUAAAAAAUCACCUAAUCUUUGCAGCAAGAAUUGUUACCUCCAGUAUAUUAAGAUUCACUAACUUCAUGGUUUGGAUAAAGUAGCAACUUAUGCAACAACUUAUGUUUUUCCCUAUUUUCUCCUAGUGAUUUCUUGUUUUCCUCCUCUGGACUGUAUAGAAGAACUGCAGCAAAAAGUGAGGGAAACCAGCAAUUUUUCUGCAUUUAUUGCUAACGUCAGGAAAGCCUUCAUCGCUUUGACUUAUAAAUGAUAUGUUGUUAUAUAUGUAAAUCUGUCUGGAUAUCUUUUCUGCUUAAAUAAAAGAAAGUAGGCAUUCAUCGUAACUAUUUGACCUUCAGAUAGAGUUUGAGUUGCACCUGGGCUAUGCUACCUCUGCUUUUCAUGAAGACAGAUCAGAUCCUGGGCUCCUCAGAUUUAAACAGGGUUGCAUUUGCAGAUCAGAAACUUUUGCUUUAUUUAGUAGCACCAGUUUCUAGGUUACCACCCGCCCCCCUGCCCAGGCAGGGCAGAUGUCAUUUCCCCCUAAAGCCUUCUGUUUCAUUCAGAGCUGCCCAUGGAAUGUGGGCACAUCAAACUCAGUCUCUGAACAAGGUAUAGUAAAUGUCUGCUUUCACUGUAUAACUCUUAAAAAAAACAAAAAAAGUUUCCCGCCCAGUACAAGCUAACACCAGUCCCAUUAAAUGACAAAUAUUAAUAUCGUGGUUCCUUAACAAUGCAAUCCUAUACAUGUCUACUCAGAAGUAAGCUUCAAUGAGUGCAAUGUGAUUUACUUGCAGUGAAAUGUGUACAGCAUUGCUACUUUAGUGUUGGUAUCACUGCUUUAAAAAGAAGUUAAGAAGGAAUUUGGUAUUACAAUUGUUUUUAAUUAUUUACGAUAAUGACAAUAAUUUAACGAAUGAAAGUUGAGUUUUAUAUAAUGCCUUUCAAUAUUUUAUUUAGAACAUGAAAAAGUUCUAAACAAAGGAAGAGCAGGCACUUAGAGAAGCUUGAAUUGAUGUCUUGUCAAAGUGAAUAAAUCCAUAUUGUUAGUUGCACUUG